This is a messenger RNA of Paralichthys olivaceus (Japanese flounder), 1254 nucleotides long. It is a transcript of the gene irx7, whose product is annotated as iroquois homeobox 7. Lineage: Eukaryota; Metazoa; Chordata; Actinopteri; Pleuronectiformes; Paralichthyidae. Gene Ontology annotation, cellular component: nucleus. Gene Ontology annotation, molecular function: RNA polymerase II cis-regulatory region sequence-specific DNA binding; DNA-binding transcription factor activity, RNA polymerase II-specific. The record is from RefSeq and is a predicted model, not a curated record. Gene Ontology annotation, biological process: cell development; regulation of transcription by RNA polymerase II; neuron differentiation.
UCAAACCGACGAAUAGCUGGGACGCAGGAAAGAUGCCCGCAUCUCAAACUGGAUUUGGAAACUUCUUCUUGGAGCGGAGCAUCAACAUGCCGACUGGAUAUCAGAUCCCGGUGCUGGGGAACCCGCAGAGCGUGCACCAGCAGCAGGCUCAGCAUCUGGCAGCGAUGGCAGCUGGGGUUCCUUUAACAUACUCAGGACUACCGGGAUACAACUUUAUCCCUUACCCGCACCACAGGCACAUCGCGCACAUGACAAACGGUUUCGACUUGAAGGCCGCAUCUCCCUACCAUCACGCGCUCCUGGCACGCGGGGGGCCUUUCUACCCGCCCUACCGUCCGGGUGCAACCGAGGAUCCCGGUAGGGUCCCCAAGGUGGCCACGCGAGAGAGCACCGGGGCGCUCAAGGCCUGGCUGAACGAGCACCUGAAGAACCCAUAUCCCACCAAGGGCGAGAAAAUCAUGCUCGCCAUCAUCACCAAAAUGAGCCUCACGCAGGUCUCCACCUGGUUCGCCAACGCGAGGCGACGCCUGAAGAAGGAGAACAGGGUCAGCUGGGCGUGCAAGGGCAAGUCAGAUGAGGAGGAUGAGGAGCAGGAGGGAGAGAGCGACGAGGACGACGGCUCCUUGGAGAAAUGUCACCUGGAUGAGCGGGAUGAGGAAGAGCCUCACACUGACCGCGCGGACAGCGACGAGCGCGUCCAGGGCGCGUUGGAGAGCUCGGCACCGGUGGACGCGCGUCUGGAGACGCAGCACGAGGACAGAGAGCUCGCACUUGUGAAGAAAGUUGAACAGAGUGACUCCGAUCACACGCCAUCCGGACUGGAGAGCAAAGAAAACAUCUCCAGUCAAAAACCCAAAAUCUGGUCUUUGGCGGAGACGGCGACCUCAGAGACUGUGAAGAAACCUCUGGAGCAUAUUUACCACCCGGCAGGAAAACUGUGGGCCGACUGGGCCUCAAGAACCGGACUCUUCGUCCCCUCGUGUUACUCCACUCAUGACAUUAUCUGAGUGUCAGACUGAAACCUCCUCCACAUCUUUUGCACUUUACUCUCUCAGACCUCAGGGAUUUCCUGAAGUUUGACAUGAAAUGAAAUUCUGUAUUUUUUUGGAAAACCAAAGACUCAACACGUUGUGUUACUGUAAAUAAAUGUAGAUGUAUUUUUCCACCAACGACCUGUAAAUUAUGUUUCCUUUGUCUCAACAUGAAGAAAUAUUUUUGCUUAAAUAAAAUCCAGCCUCUGGUGAUAAUCAGACA